CUUGCCUUGGUUUCACGCCCUAAGUGUGAUUCAUUCAGUGUCACCGAUAUUUCCUCCCUCUCUCCUCUCCCCUCUUCCACCUUCUUUUAUCUUUACAUUAUCCAAGAAGAAAGAGUCUGAAGAGUUGCCUUGUUCUUCUUUUUGCUCAUUUCCUAUUGGACGCUAAGAAUCUCCCCUUUUUUUGCUUUUUCCCGUCAAUCCUUUUUGACAAGGGCGACGCUCGUGCCAGACGCUAGCGGAGAGCUUGUCACUGGAAAAGACUGGAGAUAAACAGGCACAGGGAAUCGUUAAGGGCGCGUCGCAGAACCCAAGGCUCGCUCUACAACAAAGACUGGAGAGAAUCGUCCGGCUUCAGGCAACCAACAACCGCUGAAAGAGUCAUUCAAAGACAGGCGAGUAGUACAGAUCGACUAUUCAAUCAUCGGAUGCUUGCAUUUGAUUCUUUCUUUGGCAACGGCAGCUUUAUCGGACAGCUGCGCAGUUUGGUGGACAUGGCGACCUCACAAUCCUCUUCUACCUCUUCAACUUCACCGUCGCGCAACGGUAACGCCAACGGUGUAUCACUGGACACAACGCCCUGCACUUCGCAAGCGCCCAUUGUCGCCCCGCGAAAAAGGCGUCCGCAGCGCAUCUACCGGCCCGCAAAGAACUCGCUCUACGACAUCUUCCAGCAGCACGCCGGCACAUCGCUCUUUGUGCGACCUAUUUGCUGGACGGAUUUGCACGCUCAGCUGCUUGGCGCGAGAUGGGAGGAACUGCCGCCAUGCGAUACGCCUCACCCGUCAGCGGCCCCAGGCACGCCACCAUCGCGAGGACACUUGAGUCCAUCGAAUACCAUCAUCAGCCUUAGCAACGCGCUCACGCAGAUUCUCCUGCCCGACCCAUUGCAUCCUAUUCUAUCCUCCAACGCUGUCAAGUCGGUCCUCAACACUCUGUGGCCUACACCUUUCAACAAGCCGCAGUACCUGCCCGAGCUUCAUCUAUACUUUGGCGGUCGCGUUUACCGUGAUGCUGUACGCGCGCAGCUUAUGUGGAAUUACCCCUCUGAAGAGGCAAAGUCUUCAUACUCUUCAUUCAAAUCAGUUUCAACGCGACCCGCUGAAUCAUUCAACAUCUCGACACAGUCUUCGCCAAACUACAGCCCCGCCAACCUACCCAUGAUCUGUUACAUCGGCAAGACUCAAUUGGCUUCAGUCCGAAACAACCUUUUCCGCGUCGCUUCUGGACCUGGACGAACAUGGAACGAGCCCGUGUUUCGCCUCCAGCAACUGCGAGCCCGCAUCCUCGUACCUUCAAAUUCCGAUCACGAUGCUCAUUUUGUGGGCGUCUUUCUAGGGAUGGCGCAGAAGCACUUCUACCCUAACCCACCUAUCAGUGGCAGACGCGACUCGCGCAUUUCACCAGGACAGGGCAUCCCUCCAAGCCCCAACUUCCACGACAUCAAGUUGAAGAUUCUCACUCACGACAUUGAUACGUCUGAGUUUAUUGUCUACACUGGACACAUCACAAAGGAGUUCCUGGAGAAGUUCCACGAUCCCUUCAAGGCUCCAGCUGACGAUGACGACGCUAUUGUUUCUGGUCUCAAGAUUGAGUACACAAGAGUUCCUAUCUGGCCGAUUCUUGGACUCAGAGAGAGACUAGGCAAAGCUCUAGGCCAAGAGAUUGUCGGAACAUUCAACCCAGAUGAGAUAGAGACAUGGGAGAAAGAUCCUGAGAAACCAACUGGCGAGAAGCGCAAGCGAGAUGUCCUCACCGAGGUCGUCAGCAGUAGCUACGAGGAAGAGACCGAGGAAGAGCCAGCAAUCGUUUCCAAGAAACGCUGUCUAAACGAGGGCACACCUGUGGGCGUGGUGAUGUGAAAGCAAGCUACAUGCAGCGUAUGUAUGAUAUCUAAGAUGGGAUGGAUAUACCCCCACGGUUUAAUUUUUGAGGGCAACAGGACGCAUUCGGUAUACACAAUACAUUUUGGCUGGGGCUGUACUAUCUUUGGGGAUUGCAUGAAGACUCAAAUCUGCCUCACAGGCACGCAUGACAUGGGCAACGGCGCAGGGUUAUCAGAUAGUUGACGGCGCAAGGUCAGGACAUCAGGGUAUGUAUGAGCAACAAACAAACAGCAUUUGGCUUUUUGGGGGACUGGCUACGAAUUGAAUUGAGCUUUUCAGAGGGAUUGAAGUGAGGGAUGGAUUAAGGGCAUGUACAUAUGCCUUUCUUGUGGUUUUUGAUCUUUUCUAGCGAGAUGGACUGCGUUUGAUGACGAAUUCAACGACAUUUUCUUGAGCUGGCUUUGACUCUUUGAUCUCAGUUGCUGUUUGGGUUGUUCGCGGGGUAGAGCAUUUCUGACCAUUAGUAGGCUCGACACGAGCCCUUCAACUUGGAAGCCAACUCGCAAGGAACCACUUGUCAGAGAGAAACACAUGUUUAUUCAUUCCUCUUAAACCUCACGGACUCAAUCCGAACCUCGGGAUGCCGCACGACUACACCAUCUUCUUUACUCUGCUUACAAGAAUGCGGAGAUAUUUGAGUUUUCCUCCAUACCUUGAACCGAACUUGCACCUGCAUAUCUUUAGUGUUCUUUUAGGAAUGGUAUCGUGAGAGCUUCCUAUUUCGAACAUCGGAGAGUGGUUGUGCGUGUGAUACGGAGUAGAUCAGCGAUUUUUAGUUCAGGUGUAAUAAUCCCCAGGUAUUGAUCGUAAAUGUUACCACUUCAAUACAGGCCUGGUUAUAGUACCUUGUUUCUGGAUAAGGCUGAGUUGGGUUGGGUUUGGGCUUUUACCCGGUAAUUAACAAGGUUUUUUGUUUCUACCGCUUAAUUUGUUUCAAUGGUAACAGGCUGGGGUUGAUUAUGUGCGAUGACGUUCUUGAUGCGAAUGUGAGAACAAGGGGGAUAUUGGUUCUAAACGCGGGAUAGAAAUGGUAGAUAAUGAAGGGAUUACUCAAAAGAGACAUUAAUCCCUCAUAAGAACAAUAACAUACUCGU
Fusarium verticillioides 7600 is the source of this 2977-nucleotide messenger RNA. RefSeq lists its product as hypothetical. NCBI's taxonomy places the organism in Eukaryota, Fungi, Ascomycota, Sordariomycetes, Hypocreales, Nectriaceae. The transcript has 2 exons. The record is from RefSeq and is a predicted model, not a curated record. Bases 426 to 1859 code for a protein of 477 amino acids.